Messenger RNA from Andrographis paniculata, 1565 nucleotides. RefSeq names its product protein PLASTID REDOX INSENSITIVE 2, chloroplastic-like. Gene Ontology annotation, biological process: regulation of gene expression. The coding region runs from base 91 to 597 and encodes 168 amino acids. The record is from RefSeq and is a predicted model, not a curated record. The transcript is spliced from 4 exons. Lineage: Eukaryota; Viridiplantae; Streptophyta; Magnoliopsida; Lamiales; Acanthaceae.
UAUUUUCCAAACUGGACCUGGCCCAAUAAGAAGAUGAUCCAUUAAGGAAGCUGCCGCCGACCUGAGACGACGGACAGACGGUGUCGUCAAAUGGCGGUUUUGAGUAAUCCGGCCAUUAUCCUCCCUGUACGGGCGUUUCCCGCCAAAAACCCAAGCGCCGAUAGCGGUAUUUUGCGGAACGUCUCCCAUGUUCUGUGCAAGUCUCCGUCCUUUUUCGUGGCGAAACCUUUCUUGAGGUUACCGCAAGCACUCGCUUCUCAGAAGUACGCGUAUCCCGACCCUAUUCCUGAAUUUGCAGUUGCUGAGACGCGGAAGUUUAAACGGGAAUUGUUGCAGAGACUAUCAAAGGAAAAGGACACAUUUGGAAAUGAUCUUCAGACGGUUGUUGAUAUUUGUGCAGAGAUAUUCAGUGAUUUCCUACAUGAAGAGUAUGGAGGACCUGGAACAUUGCUGAUUGAACCUUUUACAGAUAUGAUGGUGGCACUUAAGGAGAAGAAUCUUCCUGGAGCACCAUUAGCUGCUCGUGCUUCGUUAUUGUGGGCUCAAAAUUAUGUUGAUCAAGACUGGGAAAUUUGGAGGGCUAAAUCACACAAAUGAUGUAUUUGCAGAGGAUAUUUAUGCGGUAUGAUGUGUACAUUUAUAUCUCAAGGCAGGUCGGUUAAUUGAGAACACAAAGGAGUUGGGGUGAGAAAAAUUCACUAGCAAAACUGUACUGGUCAAGAAAGGGAUUCGAGUUUUGAAAUCUAUACUAUUGGCUAUACAGAUGAAUUUUUACCGGACAAGUUUGAUGUUUAAUGGUUAUGAUUACUCUUAUUGCAGGGGCCAUCUACUACUGCUAACUACUUCCACUUCCAGACUCUGCAAUGCUUUGUAGAGACGGUCUCCAUGAUUUGGAUCUUUGUGCAGCGAGAUUUAAUCAGAUGAACAAAGAGUGCAAAUUUAAGAACACUAAUGACAGAAAUUACCGGAUGCUUCUUCUCUAACGUGGACUUUCCUGCUUCAAGCUUCAAGCUGGAGGCAUGCUUUUCGGAGCUCAUCAGUAAAUUUUCGCCUGACUCUGACUGGGUUUUCUUCGAUUUAGCAUGUUUCUUUGCUCUAAGCACUUUUAUCACCUCUGUGAGCAAUAACUUAAGUCAUCAACAUAUAGUAUCUUUAUACCAAUUGAAUAACACAGCUGUGCAGUGCAGACCUCAUAACUUAAAAAACUAAAUCACUGCAAUAUAGCUUCCUGUAAGUAGUUGAAAAACAGAACGAGGAAAUAUGCAAGGAUUGUACCUUGAGUGGUGACAAGCCGAUAUGCCCGCCCAAGAACUAGAGUAUCAGUGGGGCGGAGUAGCUUAACACGGGUGAACCUGAUGAUCUUUUUGUCAUCUGGAUUCUCUUGUCCAUCACCAGAAACAGGUAAUGGAAUUAUGAGAGAAACAUAGUGCCCUGGAUUCAUUUUCAUCACCUCACUGGCAGUGAGAGGCCAGUACAUCCUUUCCUGCUUCCCGCAUGGAUGCUGUAUCACUAGGGCCGCAGCGUCAACUGCCUGACAAUUCCCCAUCUCUUUCCAGUCUAAUAUA